AUGGGAUUACCUGUCACCAUCCCAGUCGCUCAUCGGGCCAUUGAAGCUGAAGUCCUGUCUCAAAAACCUUUUGCGGACUUCGGAACAGUUAUAGAAAACCCAGCCCCGUCGCUCAUCCCAUCUUUGCAGAUCAGCAGUUUCCCGCCGAAUGCUGUACAGGCAAACCAAGGCAGCGCACUCAAGUACCUGGAUGUCACACAUAUGGUUGACCUGUAUGGCUCUGCUCCAAGUCAUGAGCCAGCCAAGGCAGUCAUGAACAUGUUUGUUUGCGCCCCGAGGCCACUGCUGCCGAGCCAGCACGGGGGCGAAGCCGGCAAAUUUCCAGUCAAAAUACUUGAGCGGCAUCCUUUUACCACUCAGACUUUCAUUCCACUUGGGUUGUCCUCAUCUGAAGCGCACAAAGCUCGUUACCUCGUCAUUGUUGCACCAAGUUUAUCUCCAUCAUCCUCCGAUGAAGGACUUCCGAUUCCAACCCGGACUCAAACCAACGGCCGUUUGCCCGGAAGAGGCUUACCAGAUCUGAAGAACAUUCGCGCCUUCGUGGCCAAUGGUGCCCAAGCUGUCACGUACGGGGCAGGGACGUGGCAUGCCCCCAUGGUGGUGAUCGGCCGGAAUCCAAUCGACUUUGUCGUGGUGCAGUUUGCGAACGGCGUGGCGAUCGAGGACUGUCAGGAGAGGGAGCUGGAAGAACAAGAGAAAGUUUUAGUGGCAGUUGCAAAGCCGCAUCACGGUUGGUGGAAGCUUUGA
Molecule: messenger RNA, 747 nt
Organism: Hyaloscypha bicolor E
Lineage: Eukaryota; Fungi; Ascomycota; Leotiomycetes; Helotiales; Hyaloscyphaceae
Product: ureidoglycolate hydrolase
Exons: 1
Coding region: 1-747 (248 amino acids)
Biological process (GO): allantoin catabolic process
Molecular function (GO): ureidoglycolate hydrolase activity; ureidoglycolate lyase activity
Source: RefSeq, a predicted model, not a curated record